UGAAAAAUUAAUUUGUCAGUGUGAAGUUUGCACUUUUCUUUCGUUCAAUAAUCAGAACAACAAUUCACCGAAACUUUUGUGACGAAUAAAAGAGCGAUUCAUCAAUUCUCGAGGGAUUAAUUACAAAAUUGUGAACAUGUCAGCCACAUCUACUCACAAAACUCUCACAGCAUUGGGUUUUAUUUCUAUUUUACAUGCAGCCUAUUCAGCAGCUCAACAUCGAUCAUACUUGAGGAUAACUGAACAAGAAUUCACGACUUUACCUGUCGAUAUUCUGAUCCAAGGAAUUCUCAGUUUAUUCCUGGUGAUGUACGGAGUUCUCUACAUAGCAGGGGAUUUCAAGGAAAUUCGGGCAGUUGUUGACCUUGAAAAUAAAUCAUGGGAGAACACGAGGAACCUUCCCUCGUUCCAACUAUUCCAUCAUCGAGGCAGAUGUCUCUCCCCAGACUACGUCCCUCCAUAUUAAUUAAUAUUAAUAUUAAAAAAAUAAUCAAACAAUCACCUCCAAAGAUUCAAUCAACUCUAAUUAAAAAAUAUAUCAGUUAAGCCACAAAUAAUUGAUAGUGGAAUAAUAGUAUGAAGAUGUUUUAAUGAAAAUUCUGCCAAUAACUGUUACAUCAAUUCGUGGAGAGAAUAAAAAAUAGUGGUAUCACUU
This is a messenger RNA of Fopius arisanus, 655 nucleotides long. RefSeq names its product ER membrane protein complex subunit 5 (gene EMC5). Lineage: Eukaryota; Metazoa; Arthropoda; Insecta; Hymenoptera; Braconidae. The record is from RefSeq and is a predicted model, not a curated record. The transcript is spliced from 3 exons. Bases 137 to 466 code for a protein of 109 amino acids.